GGCAGUAGGAGUAGUAGUAGGACCCACCGAACGCAGAAGCAAAACGCCCCCAACCUCUGCGCCGCCGCCGUUCCCGUUCUCCCCCCGCCUUCCUCCGCCGUUGCGCUCGCGCCCUCCUCGUCGCCCACCGACCGCGACCUUCCUCGCCAGUUCCGGUCAACCGGAGGCGGCGCCAUGUCCCAGAACAACCCCUCCCAGCUCCUCCCAUCAGAGCUGAUCGACCGGUGCAUCGGGUCCAAGAUCUGGGUGAUCAUGAAGGGGGACAAGGAGCUCGUCGGCACGCUCUGCGGCUUCGAUGUCUACGUCAACAUGGUGCUGGAGGACGUCACCGAGUAUGAAUACACGGCUGAAGGGCGUCGCAUUACAAAACUUGACCAGAUACUGCUGAACGGCAACAACAUAGCGAUAUUGGUUCCUGGUGGUUCACCACCCGAUGUGUAAUGAGCUUGUCCUGUCACAAUUGCGAAGGCAGCUUGGUGAACUCUGCACCUUAUGUUGGUCAGAAGCAUUGAAUGUUUUCUCAUCUCAAAUGUGUUUCUCCUGUUCGUGAUUGUACCGAAGUUUAUUAGCAAGUCUGUCAACAUGGAAGCUCUCUCCUGUAUUGAACUUACUGACCUCAGUAGAGGACUUGCAAUUGCAUAUGCUUAUAUGAUUGGCUAUGCUAAUUCUGAUGCUCAUCA
Messenger RNA from Panicum hallii, 680 nucleotides. Its product is annotated as sm-like protein LSM5. The transcript has 4 exons. Gene Ontology annotation, molecular function: RNA binding. NCBI's taxonomy places the organism in Eukaryota, Viridiplantae, Streptophyta, Magnoliopsida, Poales, Poaceae. Gene Ontology annotation, biological process: mRNA splicing, via spliceosome. Bases 175 to 441 code for a protein of 88 amino acids. Gene Ontology annotation, cellular component: Lsm1-7-Pat1 complex; U6 snRNP; U4/U6 x U5 tri-snRNP complex. The record is from RefSeq and is a predicted model, not a curated record.